AUGACGUUUUUUUUUUCUUCUUUGUUUUUUAUUUAUUUGUUUCUUUCCUUUUUGUUUUCUAUUUUGGGCUUUUCUUUCUUUUUUCUUCUUUCUUCAUUUCCCUGUCUACCAUUUCGUUCUAUAUUCUUUGUUUGUUUUGAAUUUUUAUUUCUGUUUAUUUUUUUCAAUUCUUUGCUUUCUUACUCGCUCAUUUAUUUCAUUUUUUGUUUUUGUUUUCUUAAUCUUCUCUUUCAUUUUGUUUUCAUACGCUUCUUCUUUCAUUACAAAAUUUCUUCUUCGUUGUAUUUUCAUCUUUUUCGCUCUCGUUCUUCUCCCUUUCUCAUCCUUUCUUUCUUUUUCUUCCUUCUUUUUUUUCUCAUUCUAUUUACUUUCUUUCUUUCUUUCUUUCUUUACUAUCUUAGGUUUCUUUGUUUUAUUAUUCGCUUUUUUUUCUUUUUGUGCAUCUUUCAUUCAUUCUCUUGA
This is a messenger RNA of Acanthosepion pharaonis, 462 nucleotides long. The record is from the annotation of a GenBank genome assembly. NCBI's taxonomy places the organism in Eukaryota, Metazoa, Mollusca, Cephalopoda, Sepiida, Sepiidae.